ACCGGUCACAGUUUCUCUCCGGAGCCAUAACAGAGUGACACAGGAGGGAAAAAGAAAGAUGGCAGGGGCUAAAUCAGCGCUGGUGUUGUGCAUGGAUGUGGGGUUCUCCAUGUCCAACUCUGCCCCGGGUGAAGAGCCUCCCUUUGAACUCGCCAAAAAAGUCAUCCAGAAGUUUGUCCAGCGUCAGGUUUUUGCUGAGACUAAGGAUGAACUGGCUUUAGUUCUUCUUGGCACCGAUUCCACCAAAAACCCUCUGGCCCGGGACGGCCAGUACCAGAACAUCACCGUCCACCGCAACCUAAUGAUACCAGAUUUUGACCUACUGGAGGAAAUUGAGAAUCAGAUCCAGCCAGAGAGUCAGCAGGUGGAUUGGCUGGAUGCGCUUGUUGUCUGCAUGGAUCUCCUUCAGACAGCAACCAGUGGGAAGAAGUACAAUCGUCUCAACAUUGCCCUCCUGACUGACCUCAGCACCCAGGCCAGUUCAGACCAGCUGGAUGUUAUUAUUGACAACCUUAAACAUGCUGGCAUCACCUUGCAGUUCUUUUUGCCGUUCCCUGUGGAGGAGGAUGAGGAGGGUGGAGGGGAUGCAAAUGGAAGGGGCCACAGUCACCCAGGGACAGGCAAAGGUCUAUCUGGGGAACAGAGGCAGGGCCUGGACAUGAUGAAACACAUGUUGCUAAGUCUGGAUGAGGAGGACGGUCUGGAUCAAAUUUAUACAUUCAGGAAUGCAAUCGAGCAGCUGUGCAUGUUCAAGCGGAUUGAGAGGAGACCCAUGGCCUGGCCCUGUCAGCUGACGAUUGGCAGCUCUCUGUCCAUACGUGUUGUUGGGUAUAAAGCUGUGACAGAGGAGAAGCUGAAGAAGAUGUGGAUUACAGUUGAGGCUCAAACCACCAUGAAAGAGGACGUGAAGAGAGAGACUGUCUACUGUCUGGAUGAUGACAACGAGACAGAGGUGCAAAAGGAUGAUACCAUUCAAGGUUUUCGUUAUGGAAGUGACAUUGUUCCCUUCUCCAAAGUAGAUCAAGAGCAGAUGAAAUACAAGCACGAUGGGAAGUGCUUUGCUGUUCUGGGCUUUACCAAACAAAGCAUGGUACAUCGUCAUCAGUUCAUGGGAAGUCAGGUCAUCAAGAUGUUUGCUGCCAGGGACGAUGAGCAUGCAGGAGUAGCACUGUCCGCUGUCAUCCGGGCAUUGGAUGAGCUCAAAAUGGUGGCCAUUGUCCGUUAUGCGUAUGACCGACGCAGCAACCCUCAAGUCGGAGCAGCUUUCCCUUGUAUCAAGCAGGACUAUGAGUGUCUAAUGUACGUCCAGCUGCCCUUCACAGAAGACCUCAGACAAUUCACAUUUCCUUCUCUUGAAAACAACAAAAAGUUAACUCCAUCAGACACUCAGCUGUCUGCUGUGGACUCUCUGAUUGACUCCAUGAUGUUGGUGGAGGAAGAUGAGAAUGGAGAACAAAAGGACAUGUUCAAGGUCCAUCACAUUCCAAACCCUGCCUUCCAGAGACACUUCCAGUGUCUGCAUCAUCGAGCAGUAAACCCCGGUACCCCCCUUCCCCCCAUGGAGCCGUGGCUGAAGGCUGCUCUUGAGUGCCCUGAGGUCAUUAAUGAACGUUGCCGAGCUCCACUAGAGGAGAUGAAGAGGAAGUUUACUCUAACAGAAGUGGAGAAGAAAAAGAAGUUGAAGACAAGUGCUCAGAUUUUUGGCAAAGACUCUGAGGAGCCGGAUGCCAAGAAGGUAAAAGGAGAUGAAGAGGAGGAGGAGGAGUAUAACCUGGCUGACAUUGCUGAAGGCUCUGUUACUUCGGUGGGAAGCGUGGAUCCAGCCCGAGACUUCCGCACUCUGAUCAAGCGGAAGAGUAUUCCAUUUGGAGAUGCCUGUCAGCAACUGACUCACAGGAUAGAGCAGUUGCUUAGCAACAAGAACACACAGUACUACAUGAAAAGCAUCACCUGUAUCCAGGCUUUUAGAGAGCAGUCCGUUAAGCUGGGAAAUGCUGAUCUGUACAAUAGCUAUCUCCAGUCCCUGAAAAGGAGCAUCCCAAACAGAGGGCUGGAGGUCUUCUGGGACCUGCUUGUUCAAGAUGCCAUAACUUUGAUCAGCAAGGACGAGGUUGAAGGAAGCAUCGUGUCCAAAAACGAAGCUAAUCAGUUUCUGAUUGCCGAGGAGAAGAAGGAAGAGGUGGCUGCUCCACCAGCAGAAGACACAGGAGAUGUUGAUGACUUGCUGGACAUGAUGUAAGAAGGGAGGCAAUGGGAGUGUCUGCAGUGAACAUGCAGAGAAAUGAGAAGAAUGCUAUAAUUCAUCCCGACCAAACCAAACCAAUUCAGCCGUCCAUUGUUCUGCCUCCAGCUUGGAGACCCCUGAUACUUUGCAACUGGUGAUAUUGAGUAACUACAUGCAAUACUGCACAGAGAAGUGUUUACUUAACUGUUGUUUACACCCGUACUGUUUUAAGAAGACGACUCUUGUGUUUAGCAUUUACCAAAAGUGUUUAGGGCUUACAUAUGUUUUGUCUGAAAUGUCUAAUCUCAAAGUAAAUUUUAUGAACGUCCUGUUAUAAUU
Molecule: messenger RNA, 2563 nt
Organism: Seriola dumerili (greater amberjack)
Lineage: Eukaryota; Metazoa; Chordata; Actinopteri; Carangiformes; Carangidae
Gene: xrcc5
Product: X-ray repair cross complementing 5
Exons: 21
Coding region: 59-2239 (726 amino acids)
Biological process (GO): DNA recombination; cellular response to X-ray; cellular response to gamma radiation
Cellular component (GO): nucleus; Ku70:Ku80 complex
Molecular function (GO): damaged DNA binding; telomeric repeat DNA binding; double-stranded DNA binding
Source: RefSeq, a predicted model, not a curated record